Lithohypha guttulata is the source of this 2265-nucleotide messenger RNA. It is a transcript of the gene QNS1, whose product is annotated as glutamine-dependent NAD(+) synthetase. Bases 1 to 2265 code for a protein of 754 amino acids. Gene Ontology annotation, biological process: NAD+ biosynthetic process. The transcript has a single exon. The record is from RefSeq and is a predicted model, not a curated record. Gene Ontology annotation, cellular component: cytoplasm. Gene Ontology annotation, molecular function: ATP binding; glutaminase activity; NAD+ synthase (glutamine-hydrolyzing) activity. NCBI's taxonomy places the organism in Eukaryota, Fungi, Ascomycota, Eurotiomycetes, Chaetothyriales, Trichomeriaceae.
AUGGGUCGUCUCAUGACAUUAGCGACGUGUUCGCUCAACCAAUGGGCAAUGGACUUCUCAGGAAAUAAAGCUCGCAUAAUUGAAUCUAUUAAGAGAGCAAAGUCUGCUGGUGCCACUCUCCGUGUAGGUCCCGAGCUCGAGAUUACUGGUUAUGGCUGUCUCGACCACUUUCUCGAAGGUGAUACCUUCCUUCACAGCUGGGAAAUGAUGGCUCAGAUUAUCGAGGACCCCAUAUGUCAGGACAUUGUUUGCGAUGUUGGCAUGCCUGUACGGCAUCGCAACGUACGGUACAACUGUCGAGUCAUAUUCUACAACAAAAAGAUAUUAUUGAUCCGACCUAAGCAAUUCUUGGCUAAUGAUGGCAAUUACCGAGAGAUGCGAUAUUUCACACCUUGGAGUAAAGAGAGGUAUCUGGAGGACUACUAUCUGGAAGAGACGGUCAGGAACAUUACUGGUCAGAGAGUGGUACCAUUUGGUGAUGCCAUUAUCAGCACGUUGGACACGGCUUUCGCAGCUGAGACAUGUGAGGAGCUCUUCACCAGCAAUGCCCCUCACAUCCACCAAGGUCUUGACGGUUGUGAGAUUUUCACUAACAGCAGCGGUAGUCACUUUGAGAUAAGAAAGAUUAUGACGAGAUUGACGUUGAUGACUGAAGCUACAAGAUUGAGCAAAGGUGUCUAUCUAUACUCUAACCAGAAAGGUUGUGACGGAGACCGGCUCUAUUAUGACGGAUGCAGCAUGAUCAUCGUGAACGGGAAAUGUGUUGCUCAGGGCUCUCAGUUCAGCUUGCAUGAUGUCGAGGUCAUUACUGCGACCAUCGACAUUGAAGAAGUACGCUCAGCUCGAUUUGCACCAUCUCGAGGUAUACAGGCCCAAAACCAACAACCUUACCCACGAAUCGAAGCUGAUGUCGCUCUCUCUGAACCAAAGUCUGGCCCCUCGCCAGUCGAUCUGAGCCCAUCUGAACCCAUAUCAAUUCAAGCUCACUCUCCACCUGAAGAAAUUGCUCUUUGUCCAGCUCUGUGGCUGUGGGACUACCUUCGUCGAGUUGGUGUGGCUGGCUUCUUCAUACCUCUGUCAGGUGGCAUUGACAGCUGCGCAACUUCGGUCAUAGUCUUCAGCAUGUGCCGACUUGUCCACCAAGCAGUUCAUAGCACCACGAUCCAUCCGGCCACCAAAAGUCAAGUGAUCGCCGAUUGUCGCAAGCUAUGUGCAAAACCAGACAGUUGGCUACCGUCCUCACCCCAAGAAAUAUGCGGUGCUCUUUUUCACACAUGCUUCAUGGGCAGUGUCAACUCCUCCUCCGAGACUCGCUCAAGAGCAAAGAGGCUAGCGAAAGACAUUGGUGCUUACCAUACGGAUCUGAAUAUUGACACGGUAGUGGACGCGCUGACAGCACUCUUCACAACGGUUACAUCCUUUACCCCAAGAUUUAGACUUCACGGUGGCUCACCUGCCGAGAACUUGGCGCUCCAGAACAUUCAAGCUCGUCUGAGGAUGGUCAUAGCAUAUCUAUGGGCACAGCUAUUGCCAACAGUGCGACAGCGUCCUGGUGGUGGAGCUCUGCUUGUACUAGGAUCAGCAAACGUCGACGAGCAAUUGAGAGGGUAUCUGACGAAGUACGACUGCAGUUCUGCUGAUAUCAACCCAAUUGGUGGUAUUUCCAAGACGGAUCUAAAGUCCUUCAUUGCGUAUGCUAGCAAGGCUUUUGACCUGCCCGUACUCGACGAGUUCCUCGACGCAACACCAACAGCUGAGCUUGAACCAAUCACGGAGAGUUACGUACAGUCUGACGAAGCAGAUAUGGGCAUGACCUACGCCGAGCUGUCUGUCUUUGGUCGACUAAGAAAAGUGUACAAACUUGGUCCAUGGGGCAUGUACGAGCGACUUCUGUACAGCUGGGGUAAACCUGUACCGGAAGACCAGAAAAGUAUGGCAGAGGGUAAAGAAGGUAAAGGCGUCGAUGCAGUCGGUCAGCAAACUGUCGGCUCUACUCCAGAGAGUGCGGAUGCAAGUCACCUCAUCAAUCCUCGUGGACUAUCGCCUCGAGAAAUUCGAGAUAAGGUGCUGCGAUUCUUUCACUUCUUUCAGAUCAACAGACAUAAAGCUACAAUUCUACCACCUGGCCUGCAUUUGGAAGAAUACUCACCUGAGGAUAAUCGAUUCGAUCUGCGACCGUUUUUGUACCCGAGUGUCUGGACUGGUUGGGCUGCUGGGAAGAUCGAUCGGCACGUAAAAGAGCUAGAGGAGAAGAAGACGAGAUAG